AUGGGGAAUAACCAGUUGCCUCAUGUCUACUUCCCGUUUUUCCGUUGGACUGAAAGGCUGGCCAGGAACAUCAUGGAUGACAUUGGGGAUCACCAUAUGGUGGUCCUGUGUGUGCUGAAGGGAGGGUACACGUUCUGCGUGGACCUCGUGAAGUACAUUAAAGUCCUCAGCCGGAACUCCAACAGAUCCAUUCCCAUGAGAGUGGAUUUCAUCAGGCUAAAGAGCUAUUGUAAUCAUUCAACAGAGGAUAUGCAGAUAAUAGGACGUGGGAAUCUUUCCAUUCCGACAGGCAAGGUAUAUACACUUGUGUUAGCUAUUGUUGACACUGGCAAGACAAUGAAAGUCCUUCUAAAUCAUGUUGAGAAAUUCAAACCCAAAACGGUAAAGGUUGCAGGCUUGCUGGUGAAGAGAAUAACUAAUGGUGGAGGAUACAAACCAGAUUAUGUUGGAUUUGAAAUUCCAAACUGCUAUGUAGUGGGAUACGCUUUGGACUACAAUGAGUAUUUCAGAGAUCUCAAUCACAUAUGUCUCAUCAUAGAGAAUGCAAAAAUAAAGUACCAGAUUUGAAGAUCACGCCUGUCCGCUU
Molecule: messenger RNA, 586 nt
Organism: Acipenser ruthenus (sterlet)
Lineage: Eukaryota; Metazoa; Chordata; Actinopteri; Acipenseriformes; Acipenseridae
Product: hypoxanthine-guanine phosphoribosyltransferase-like
Exons: 7
Coding region: 1-567 (188 amino acids)
Biological process (GO): guanine salvage; IMP salvage; hypoxanthine metabolic process
Molecular function (GO): hypoxanthine phosphoribosyltransferase activity; magnesium ion binding
Source: RefSeq, a predicted model, not a curated record